AUGGAUCCCGCAGCGUUGGCCGGCCUCACGAUCUACAACCUCCCUCCCAUGCCGCCGAAAUGGGAUAGCAUAGGCAUCUUCUACAUCACGUUCUGUGCGACAUGGACCGCCAUCGUCCUCGCCGGGAUGGCCUGCCUGUGGGCCAACCGCGCCAACCCGAUCCUCAAGAUACGUGGCCUGCCGCUGGCCUUCGGCUCCAUCAUAUUUCUGCACCUGUACUGGUGCAUGGCCCAGAUCACGUACCCGAUCGGCGGGACGAUGCCGGUGGUCAUCGCCUAUGAUUUCCAAUACUUCGUCAUGGGCAUCUGGUUCCCGUUGGGUAUCGCCCUGUUCCAUGCUUCCAAUAGCCGGUUCUUGCAUGUUGCGAAGCUGCAGAGGCUUCACUUCGUGGGUAGCGGGGCUCACGUGCGGCGAGGAUGCAACGGUGCGAAGACGUCGUGGCUCUGCCGGUUCAGGAACAUGGAUUACGGGAAGAGGCUCAUGAUAUUCAUCUGGAUUGGAAUUACUGCCCAGUGCCUCCUUACUACUGGCAUGUGGCUGGCCUGCAAGAAAUAUCAUCCAACAUUCGGUAUUCCGGGCACAGAAAUCCGCGGAGCAACUCUCCCAGAGCAACUGAUUGACCUGGGCCGGGGAUGGGAAUGGUGGCCCACAGUGCUUUGGCAGUUUAUUUGGACCUGGAUCGUUGCGCCGAUUCUGAUUUGGCGAGCUUGGGGUAUCCGCGACACUAUGGGAUGGCGAACACAAACCGUCGGUUGCUGUCUUUCAAGUCUCCAUGCGACACCGAUGUUCCUCAUUGCAUCGUAUGUACCGGCGUUCGACAAGAUCAACAUGUACUUCACGCCGAGUCAAUGGAUUCAUCUCUCCACCAUGAUGUUCGAGAUCUUCACCAUCUUCGUCCCGCUUGUUCAGCUCGUCCGCCUUCGAACCCAGACCAAGCACGUCACGGAUGCAAACGCAAAAUGGGAAUCAGGGUCACAAACGACCUUCAGAUCGUCGACUGCGGUAUCGUUCUAUGGCCCCAAUAGCCCUGCGUCCUCGAGCCAGGCGGAGAAGGGCCAGGCGACCAUUUACCAAAUGAGCUCUUCCGAAUUGGGCCCUGAGCCGGACAGUCGACUGUUGACAAUGACCGCCCUCGACCACACCCUCAGGGAGAACGGAAGAGCCCUGCAGGAGUUCUCUGCCCUCAGCGACUUCUCUGGAGAGAACAUUGCCUUCCUGGCCCGCGUCAUGGAGUGGAAGUCUCGUUCGUGGCCCAACGCACUGUCUGACUCUGAUUCUCUAGAGUCCUUGGGCGAGGAAGAGAGACUGGACGCAUACAACCGCGCGCUCGAAAUCUACGCCGACUUCAUCUCGCUCCAGCACGCCGAGUUCCCGCUAAACCUCCCCUCGCAGGAGAUGAAGCACCUAUUCCAAGUGUUCGACAAACCGGCACGCGUCCUCUUCGGCGAGGACGCGUCCGUCAACAUCGCCAUACCGUUCGACGACGCGUACGUGCAGAGCCACGAGGGGUCCAGGCCUGGGAGCAACGGGGAAAUCCAAAGGCAAGCCCGGUACACUGGCGAGAUCCCAGCAGGAUUCGAUUCUACCGUCUUCGACAGCGCUAAUGGCCACAUCAAAUAUCUCGUCUUGACAAACACCUGGCCCAAGUUCGUCAAAGAGAUGCACCAACGCAGACGAUCUAGCGACACUAGACGCAGCGUCUUGACCAACGAGUCUGAAUCCUCCCUUCUCAGUCGAGUCUCGAUGGUCAUUACAAGUCUUGUUCGUUCUGUCAAGACCACCUAG
Molecule: messenger RNA, 1785 nt
Organism: Colletotrichum destructivum
Lineage: Eukaryota; Fungi; Ascomycota; Sordariomycetes; Glomerellales; Glomerellaceae
Product: Putative RGS domain superfamily, RGS, subdomain 2 protein
Exons: 5
Coding region: 1-1785 (594 amino acids)
Source: RefSeq, a predicted model, not a curated record